AUGGCGGCCGCAAUCAAGGCGCUCAAUGCGAAAAUUCGCUCAAACAAGUACCUUGAUUACUUUUGCUCGACCCACUUCUGGGGUCCCGCGAGUAACUUCGGUAUUCCUCUCGCCGCCAUCGCGGACAUGAGCAAAGAUCCGGAGAUCAUCUCCGGCCCUAUGACCCUCGCCCUCUCCUGCUACUCCGGUACCUUCAUGCGCUACGCCCUGGCCGUCUCCCCCGCAAACUACCUCCUCUUCGGCUGCCACGCCAUCAACUUCUCCUCGCAACUCGUGCAGGGAUACCGAUACGUGAACUACUGGAACAUGGGCGGCAAGGAUCUGGCGGAUAAGGCGAAGGAGGCGGCCAAGCAGGCGGAGGGGAAGGUUGAGAGCGCUAUUAAGAGUGUGGGCAAAUAG
This is a messenger RNA of Didymosphaeria variabile, 399 nucleotides long. RefSeq names its product pyruvate transporter mpc1 (gene MPC1). The transcript is spliced from 3 exons. Lineage: Eukaryota; Fungi; Ascomycota; Dothideomycetes; Pleosporales; Didymosphaeriaceae. The record is from RefSeq and is a predicted model, not a curated record. Bases 1 to 399 code for a protein of 132 amino acids. Gene Ontology annotation, biological process: pyruvate import into mitochondria. Gene Ontology annotation, cellular component: mitochondrial inner membrane.